AUGGCAUUAUAUGUACCUAUUGCUAGGUACUCCUCCGUAAGAAUUGAUACCAAAGAAAUUGAAUCUGUUGGACUAACAAUUGGAUCAGGAGUAUAUAUGGGAAAAAUUAUAGGUAUAGAUUUAGGGACUACCAAUUCUUGUGUAGCAGUAAUGGAAGGGAAAGAACCAAGAGUGAUAGCCAAUAGUGAAGGAGUUAGAACUACUCCAUCUAUGGUAGGCUUUGCAAGUAAUGGGGAAAGAUUAAUUGGUGAACCAGCAAAACGUCAGGCUGUAACUAAUCCAGCUAAUACCCUAUAUGGUGUUAAAAGAUUAAUUGGUAGAAGAUAUGAUGAUCCUAUGGUCAAAAAAGACCAGGAUAUUGUUCCCUAUAAAAUAGUAAAAGCUACUAAUGAUGAUGCUUGGGUUGAAGCAACAGGAGAGAAAUAUUCUCCUAGUCAG
Molecule: messenger RNA, 438 nt
Organism: Protopolystoma xenopodis
Lineage: Eukaryota; Metazoa; Platyhelminthes; Monogenea; Polystomatidea; Polystomatidae
Source: the annotation of a GenBank genome assembly